GCUCAAGUUCAAAAAGUGCAGUCACAUUCAGUCCGUGACGUUGGUCAAUUCGGUUCGGUUUGCUCCCAUACUAUUAAAAAUUUCUUUAACAAAAUGCAGCGCAUCGGGCUACUUUGUGUUGUAUUGUGUUUAAAAUUAUAUGCAAUAGAAUCCUUCAAUUUAGCUACCAAGCCCAAUCUUAUAAUUACCGAACCGUUAAAGCGAGUAAACAAUAGCCAAAACUCGGAUAGUUCUUACUUCGGUUAUUCGAUUCUACUACGCAAGCAGAGCGUUCUAAUUGGUGCACCACGAGCUUUAACCGAAGGUGCAACUCGACGACCGAUCGAAACGGGUGCCAUUUACAGAUAUGAUUUUGCGAGCAGAACGGCGAAACCGUUCAAUUUGGAAAAUGUAAUGGAAUUCUUAAAUUUGGAGAACCUGCAACAAAAUGUAAAGCACCAGUGGUUGGGUAUGUCCAUGGAUGGUGGCAGCAGAGAUGAACAGCCAUUGAUCGUAUGUGCUCCGCUUAAAACGGCGACUAAGAUGUAUAAUAAUGCCUACAUGCAUGGCAUUUGUUAUUGGACCAACACCACGCUGGAAGGUGAAUCACAAGAUCGAGUAACGCAUAUUGUGAGCCCAUUCUCCGCUAAAGGUCAAGAGCAAAGGCAGAAUAUGAGAAAAGAAAGUAGAUCGGUAACAGGCGAUCUGAGAUAUGGUGAAUUUGGUUUCAGUGUUCAAAUAACUCCAAAUGGCAAUGAACUUAUAUCCGGGUCACCAGGCGUCAACAACUGGGGAGGAAAGGUAGUACAUUACAAUUUGCUAAGUCACGAAACCAAAUCGACGAAGGCCGCAAUUCAAUCGUCAGCAUAUAAAGGCUAUGCCGUAGGAUGUGGUUACUUCAAUGUUACCAAUCUAGCGCAAUUAUCUUAUGUGUUUACCAUGCCAAAUCCGAAUAGCGAAAGUAAAAUGGGUCAGGCACAAAUUUACUACUCAGUUGGGGGUCGUGAUGCAAAUUCGUUUAUCCUGCAAAAAGGUUUGACCGGCGAUGAAUAUGGCGACUAUUUCGGUUAUUCCCUGUUGGUGGCUGACUUGAAUGCUGAUCGCAUCGAUGAUAUUCUCAUUGGUGCACCACAUCGCACAGUUAAUAAUAUUUUUGAAGCGGGUGCGGUCUAUAUGCAUAUAAAUCGUAGGGUGACACAUCAGUUGAAUUUCAGGAAUACCGUAUUGGAGUCACCGUUUCCGACUAGAGGACACUUUGGUACUUCCUUGGGAAAACUGGGAGACAUCAAUGGUGAUGGCUAUAACGACAUAGCGAUUGGUGCCCCCUAUGCUGGUGAUAACGGCAAUGGUGCGGUUGCCAUUUACUUUGGCGGUCCGAACGGUCUCGAAACACAACCGCGACAGAUCUUGCAUGUGAGCGAACAAUUAGUCGGCAGCGGUGGUAUGUUUGGUUACGGACUUUCCAGAGGUGUUGAUACCGAUCACAAUGACUACCCAGAUCUGGCUGUUGGUGCGCCUAAUGCGGAUAAGGUGUUUAUCUACAAGUCAUAUCCGGUUGUAAAGAUAAAUGCAACGAUACUACAACAUUAUCAAAAUAUUCCAAUAAAUACAACAAGUUUAAAAUUCGAUAUUUGCAUUAAUAUCCAAACAAAUUCGACCAAAUUUCGUACACAAGAACUCCUACUAGAUUUGAGUGUCGCCACUGAGGAAAAGCGCAUAAAUGUGGCACAUUGUAUUAGCAAGAAUGCCUAUGUGGCGGGCUUAACGCCGCAAUGUCAGACUUGCAAUGCUACGCUCAUACCCGAUGACCGCUAUAUAUUCGUACCGAUAACUAUGAAACUGACGUAUCGCUUGAAGAAUGAUGGCAAGGCGCAAAAAGAGUUGGAGUUUUGUGAUCAUUGUGCAGUGGUAGAUCCUGCCUGGCCAAACACCGCAGAAGCUCAAAUCCAGUACUUGCACAAUUGCAAGGGUUCUAUUUGUUCUGUGGAUCUGCAGUUGCGAAGUGUGGACAUGCCUGACAAUUUAAUAUUGGGUAUGAACAAAACCUUACCACUCAAAUAUGUUAUUACCAAUGUGGGCGAAGAGGCUUACAAUACCCAGUUGAUCAUAAAAUCCACCUUAAAUGUGCCCAUCGCCAAAAUGCCCUCCGAAUGUUUGGCCGACUUCGAAUUUGGUUGGCAUGUCAAAUGCAGCAUAGCGAAUCGACGUGCCUUCAAAGACACCACCGAACUAGAGAUCAGUCUCGAUUUGAGUAAGGUGGUCGGCGUUACUGAAGUGGGUAUCGAUGCAAUAGUUUCCAGUACGGGUGAAGAAAGGAAGCCGUUUGAUAACCGACAGAAUGACACAGUGAAACUUACCACAAGCGCGGAAAUUUGGAUAACCGAGAUUCCAACGAACAAAAUUUUUGCUGUAACCGAUGAGAAGGAAAAUGUUUCGGUUUCGAUGACUUUUGAGAUAAAAAAUAUCGGCCCGAGCCCGUUGAGCCUCUUCCACUUAAUUGUUGAUUUUCCUAUUGGCGACGGCAAUCGCAUAUAUAUUAGCAAUUACUCCGCUCAAACCUAUUUCAAGGACCUCGAGUAUCCUCUUUUGGAUUUCGAAACGUCAUCGCCAGUGUCACCAACCACAUUGAACACCACCGAAGUAUUAUAUUUGAAUCAAUUGCCCGAAAAUCAUACGACUUUCGUUAGUUGCCAAUCGUCCAAAAACUCCAAGUCUAAAAUGUCAUGCGCCUUGAAGGAUGUGCUGCUGACGAAUGCCUUAUAUCGCGAAGAGAAUAUAACCUUGGUAUUGUACUAUGAAAUGAACUGGGAAAAUGCAGAACAAUUACUGCUCGAUAAUAACGAUUAUUUGGCUCAUGUUGCAAUGGUAAAUUUCAAACCUGAUACACCACCAAAUGGAAUUCUGAGCAUUAAAACGCAUUUCAAAGGUGCCAUUUUUAAGAAGAACACCAAGCGUAAUCUUUUCUGGAUAUAUUUAGCCGCCAUAAUUGGUGGUAUACUCCUGCUUAUUGCGUUAAUCUUGCUGCUAAGAAAGCUGGGUUUCUUCAAGCGUCUAACCAAAGAAGAAAUGGCGAAGAAUUUGAAUGAGAAGCUUGAAAAGGCGCGUAUGAAGGAGGAUCUCGAUGUGUGUAUCGCUGAAGUAGAUGCUGAUGAUUUAUCUACAUAGUUAUUACUGUGUUUAUUUAUAAAACAAAUAUAUAUUUUAAUAUAAUCCAUUCCUUUAGCUUCCUUCCUCGAGUUUGUAACAAAGUUCCGCCUUCUUCCAACUUAUAAAAAAUAAAAAAGCGCUUUAAGUAA
This is a messenger RNA of Zeugodacus cucurbitae (melon fly), 3275 nucleotides long. RefSeq names its product integrin alpha-PS3. Gene Ontology annotation, biological process: cell-cell adhesion; cell-matrix adhesion; cell adhesion mediated by integrin. Gene Ontology annotation, molecular function: integrin binding. The record is from RefSeq and is a predicted model, not a curated record. NCBI's taxonomy places the organism in Eukaryota, Metazoa, Arthropoda, Insecta, Diptera, Tephritidae. The transcript is spliced from 14 exons. Bases 94 to 3144 code for a protein of 1016 amino acids. Gene Ontology annotation, cellular component: external side of plasma membrane; integrin complex.